AUGCAAUGGGCAGCUGUUGCAGGGAAAGGCCUCAUUGCAACAGACAUGGGGUUCUUUAACGAUGCAGGUGCAGCAAAGCACCAAGCAGUAGCAAUGCGGUCUGGCUUAGAUCUUUCUGUGUUCUACAGGUGCAAAUUUGAUGCCUUUCUGGACACCCUCUAUGCUCACUCAAACCGUCAGUUCUACCGUGAAUGUGACAUUACAGGCGCCACUGACUUCAUCUUUGGCAACGCAGCUAUGGUCUUCCAAAGCUGCAAUAUUAUGCCUAGGCAACCUCUAGCUAACCAAUUCAACACCAUCACUGCCCAAGGCAAGAAAGACCCAAAUCAAAACACUGGCAUUUCAAUCCAAAAAUGUACCCUCUCUCCAUUUGAUAAUGUCACAGCCUCAACAUACCUUGGUAGGCCUUGGAAAGCCUACUCCACCACAGUUAUAAUGCAGUCUGAAAUUGGGUCAUUCUUAAACCCAUUGGGCUGGAUAUCUUGGGUCACCAAUGUUGACCCACCUAGCACUAUUUUCUAUGCUGAGUACCAAAACACUGGCCCAGGAUCAACUGUAGACAAAAGGGUUAAAUGGGCUGGGUAUAAGCCCACUCUAACAGCAGAUGAUUCUACCAAGUUUACUGUGGAAUCUUUUAUACAGGGCAGUGAAUGGUUACCAAACACCGAGGUGAAAUAUGAUGAAUCCUUAUGAUCUGAACAAUGAGUCAGCUUGCAUCAAAUUCCAAUAUUAAAAUUUGGAAAGGUUACAGUUUGUUUAGUAAAGAAUGAAUUAGACUUUUCUUUUUUGACGCAUUAAAAAUUGGGUUGGUAGCAUGUAACUAUCUAUGAGUCAGAUGUCUUAUACUGAGUUUGUAUUUUUAAUUAUUAUUUUUUUCUAUAGUUUAU
Molecule: messenger RNA, 887 nt
Organism: Quercus lobata
Lineage: Eukaryota; Viridiplantae; Streptophyta; Magnoliopsida; Fagales; Fagaceae
Product: pectinesterase 3-like
Exons: 1
Coding region: 1-693 (230 amino acids)
Biological process (GO): cell wall modification
Molecular function (GO): pectinesterase activity
Source: RefSeq, a predicted model, not a curated record